CGACCCAGGAAGAGGUGGGAAGAGGCGGGCGCACGUACCCGUACGAACCACGUAAAAAAGGCAAAAGAUGUCAUUGUAGCAGCUUUGGAUGUGAUUAUGCCAGGGGAUGCAGCAUAUUUAUGGGAUGCACUGCAGUCGUCAAUGCUUGUGGACAAAGAGCUUGGAUCUGCAGAGAGUGACGACCACAAAUACCUUGAAGCCCUGGCAGAAACAUACAAAAAUGCAUCCUCUUGGGAUACAAGAAGGCAAGUCUUGUCCAUAAUGGCCGAUCUAGUCCCUUUCAAACGCCUUCAGAGGUAUUUGCCUGGUAUCACUGAGUACCGAGUGAAAAUUGCGCGCCAGCACAAAAAUGUGUUUGGUCGGGGCGUUCCCCUUUCAUUGAAGUAUAGUCCCCGAAUGCGGGUAGAUCCUAACCAACUUGACCAUUUUUUGACAUUUAUAACAAGUCCGCACAUCAUACAAGAUCUCCCAUUUGGACAGAAAUACAUGAAGUUAUCAACUGGUGAAGUUCUGGAGACACCCAACGUAAUUCGUAAUAUGAUUCCGGAACGAAUUGUAAUCCAGUAUACCAAAUACUGCGAAGAAGCCGGAUUCCAGCCGUUUGGACGCACAACGAUGUUAACCAUCCUCUCAAACUGUAGUGCCACUGUGAGAAAAUCGUUGCAGGGUAUCGACUAUAUUGCCGCAGAAGGAAGUAAGGCCUUUGACGAUCUUUGCCAUGUGGCGAGGAGACUAGAAGAAUGCGGGAUAUUGAAGAGAGAUGUCGCUGAGCAAUGGAGAAGUUGUCUGAAGAACGGGAAACAAUAUCUGAAGUCGGAUUAUAAGGUAUUCAAGAAUUAGCAUUAUGUACAUCGUACCUGGGGG
Molecule: messenger RNA, 864 nt
Organism: Orbicella faveolata
Lineage: Eukaryota; Metazoa; Cnidaria; Anthozoa; Scleractinia; Merulinidae
Source: RefSeq, a predicted model, not a curated record